AUAACUCGUAAUCAUUAUGCCUCAACAUCUCCCUUUCUUCCGUCCACCGACCCUCGGGAAAGCAAGAGAAACAUUGAGAAAAGGAAAGGCGGCAUCAUCCAGGAGGCAUACCAAUGGGUCCUGAAACACGAGGGUUUCAAGGGCAUACAACGUGACGAUAGGUGCCGACUUCUCUGGAUUAGGGGCGAUGCUGACAAGGGUAAGACCAUGCUAGUGUGUGGCAUUAUCGACGAGCUACUGAAACAACCAAACCAUUAUUCAUUCUCUUUCUGCCAGAACAUGGACUCACAAUCGAAUCACGCUAUAGCUGUCUUGGAAGGCUUAGCACGUGGCUUGGUUCAAAGACAUCCUAACUUGUCCCAUUAUUUCGAAAUAUCACAUGGAUAUCCUGUUGACCAGCUGCCUGAGGGUCUUAGUGGUUUCCGCGAACUUGAAGGCUGGUUUGCUAAUAUGCUCAGGGACCUUAUUUUGAGGAACUGCCACUUGGUUAUCGACGCUUUGGACGAGUGCAUUAAGGAACGGCUGAUGUGUGUAUCUUCAGUGGCGACCUUGAACCUGCAGAAGGAAGAGGGUUAUAUUGACCAAGCUAUUAGGGAAUUCGUUCACCGCAAGCUCCUGCCUAUGCUGUUGUUCUAG
Colletotrichum gloeosporioides is the source of this 636-nucleotide messenger RNA. Its product is annotated as Vegetative incompatibility protein HET-E-1. The annotation marks the transcript as partial. NCBI's taxonomy places the organism in Eukaryota, Fungi, Ascomycota, Sordariomycetes, Glomerellales, Glomerellaceae. The transcript has 2 exons. The record is from RefSeq and is a predicted model, not a curated record.